AUGAAGACCGAGUCUCCGAGGCGAAGACCUGCAAAUCCUGCGACCAAUGCAGGAGCCGGAAAGUUCGCUGCAUCAUGCCCCCAGGGCAACGUUCCCGAUGCACCCACUGCAUUGCGUACGCCGAGGACAAAUAUCUCGGAAAGCAACCAUUCGACAGCUGUUCAUCGCCAUGGACCGCUCUUAGAGCCCUCCAAUGAGGAUAUACGCAAUCAACCGACGGUCCAACCGGUAUUUCUGGAUCAUAUGUUGGAAAAUCACGGUAGUAGUGGUAUGCUUCGGGAUAGCUUUGCUUUACUGAGAGCACCCGACCAUGGCGUGACUAGUUCCAGCCUUGCCUUUUUUUCCGAGCGCCGAAUCCACUCCUUAUCGCAACUUUUAGGGAAUGACAGGCUCAACGAGCUGGUGGAGACUAUAGAAUCUGUCAUUCGAUCGCGGCUUCUCGCUCAGGGCCCUUCCCCUAUAUCACUCGUCACUUUCAGAAAGCCAUCCGAUAUUGAAGAAGUCCCGCUAGACAAGGUCAAGUUAUACGUCGACUCUUACUUCGACCAACUUCACCCGAUUUACCCCUUUCUCUAUCGCAAAGAGUUCGAGGAUAAUAUAUUCGGGCCCAAUCGGGCUGAAAUCCUAGGUUCCAGCUGUGCGUUCUCGGCUCUGUACCACACCGUCCUGGCUCUGGGAUGCCAGUACCAUGAAGGUGGAGCGUUUGAUCCGGGGAAUGGCAGGGCGUGGAAGCUUUUCCAGGUGUCUUUAGGUCUUCUGUCGGAUAUAUUGAUACCGAGGGAAGCUUUGAUGAGUCUUCAAGCCUUGGUUGCCAUGUCGUUAUUCACCAUGACUACCUGCUGUCUUCAAAUCGACGAAAUCUUGCUCAUGGAAGCCGCUCGAAUGGCCCAAAGCCUCGGAUACCACAGAGCACUGGCCAAUGGGGAUGAGCGACACAAAUCAGCCUGUCACAGGACCUUCUGGGUAAUAUACUACCUGGAGAAGCAUACGUGUUUCCAGAACCAAAAAGGCUCGAUGAUCCCAGACUACGACAUCGGGUGUCCCAUCCCCGACGUCCCGGAAUCCAUCUUCGGAGAGUACAACUGGUUUUUGUCGGCCAUCGGCUUCGGGCGAAUUCUCUCACAGGCGUAUAAGUCUCUCUUCUCGGUGAGUGCCACAAUACAAACCAGGGAAGCGUACCACGUCGCGAUCGAGGAGAUUGAGACUCGGUUGGAACGAUGGCGAACGGCAGUGCCCGUGAACUUUCGACCCGGUAUGCCGUCUCAUGUGCCCAAUGUUCUUUCUUCUUCCUUCUCUGAGCCGGGCUUCAAGAUGAUCGUGCUCCAGACCAACUUUUCCUACUACGGUUUGAUCAUCGCUCUGGCGAGACUCAAGAUGCAUAUAGGCAGACAAGACCAGCCCCAACGACAGGAAGAGAGUAAGCGACUGCUGAUGGAUACAGCAAGGGCUGUCGUGGAGGGAAGCAAGAGUGUCGAGAUGGCUGCCCACACGCCGAAUUUCAUUCUUGCCGUUUUACCUCUCGCAGCAUUAUUCAUUCUGUUUGAUUUCGUCGUUCACAAUCCAGCGCAUCCGGAAACGCGGAACAACCUCUCACUGCUGGACGUAGCAGCGGGUCACUUCAGUCUGUUGGAUUACAAGUCCGGAGGGUUCCUCCCCGCAUCGCUUUUAACCGAAUUUGCACAUAUCGCACGGCAGUAUGUCAAAGACUUUAGUAGUAAUCAACAACAGCAACAACCACCACCUGGUGAACUGGCCUCGUCGAUCGCCGGAUCCACAUUGGAUGACACCGAGGUUUCCACACUGUUGAAUCAAACGAACAGCAAUAACAAUAACAAUGUCGACUUGCAGUAUAACAUGAUGGAGUCCUGGGAACCAAGUGACUAUCUGUACUAUCCUGUCACGCCGGAGAUGACCGUGCAUGACGUACCGGAGAAUCCCAUGACGGCUUCCUUUAAUAUCCAGAGCUUGUUUGGGUUUGUGGUUCCUCAGUCUGGACAUAGUCAGUAG
Messenger RNA from Penicillium samsonianum, 2007 nucleotides. Its product is annotated as fungal specific transcription factor domain-containing protein. The record is from RefSeq and is a predicted model, not a curated record. NCBI's taxonomy places the organism in Eukaryota, Fungi, Ascomycota, Eurotiomycetes, Eurotiales, Aspergillaceae. Gene Ontology annotation, biological process: DNA-templated transcription. The coding region runs from base 1 to 2007 and encodes 668 amino acids. Gene Ontology annotation, molecular function: zinc ion binding; DNA binding. The transcript has 12 exons.